CCGCCCGCCCCCCAGGCCGCCCGCGCGCCUCCUCGGGCUCCUCGUGUCCCGCCACACCAGGCAGCCUCUUCUGGGUUCGGGCGCUUGCACACCAUGGCCCCGGGGCGGACCUGGGCCGGCGCCGCUGUGCGCGCCCGCCUGGCGCUGGCCUUGGCGCUGGCGAGCGUCCUGAGCGGACCCCCCGCUGCCGCCUGCCCCACCAAGUGUACCUGCUCCGCAGCUAGCGUGGACUGCCACGGGCUGGGCCUGCGCGCCGUUCCCCGGGGCAUCCCCCGCAACGCAGAGCGCCUUGACCUGGACAGAAAUAACAUCACCAGGAUCACCAAGAUGGACUUCGCUGGGCUAAAGAAUCUCCGAGUCUUGCAUCUGGAAGACAAUCAGGUGAGCAUCAUUGAGAGAGGCGCCUUCCAGGACCUGAAGCAGCUGGAGCGAUUACGUCUGAACAAGAACAAGCUCCAGGUCCUUCCAGAGUUGCUUUUCCAGAGCACACCAAAGCUCACCAGACUAGAUCUGAGCGAGAACCAGAUCCAGGGCAUCCCGAGGAAGGCGUUCCGGGGCAUCACAGACGUUAAGAACCUGCAACUGGACAAUAACCACAUCAGCUGCAUUGAAGAUGGAGCCUUCCGAGCGCUGCGCGAUUUGGAGAUCCUCACCCUCAACAACAACAACAUUAGCCGCAUCCUGGUCACCAGCUUCAACCACAUGCCGAAGAUUCGGACUCUGCGUCUCCACUCCAACCAUCUGUACUGUGAUUGUCACUUGGCCUGGCUCUCAGAUUGGCUACGACAGCGGCGGACAGUUGGCCAGUUCACCCUCUGCAUGGCUCCCGUGCACCUGAGAGGCUUCAAUGUAGCAGAUGUGCAGAAGAAGGAGUACGUGUGUCCAGGUCCCCACUCCGAGGCUCCAUCCUGCAAUGCCAACUCCUUGUCCUGCCCUUCUGCUUGCACGUGCAGUAAUAACAUCGUGGACUGCCGAGGGAAGGGAUUGACAGAGAUCCCUGCCAACCUGCCAGAGGGCAUCGUGGAAAUACGCCUCGAACAGAACUCCAUCAAAUCCAUUCCUGCAGGAGCCUUCACCCAGUACAAGAAGCUGAAGCGAAUAGACAUCAGCAAGAAUCAGAUAUCGGACAUAGCUCCAGAUGCCUUCCAGGGCCUGAAAUCACUCACAUCGCUGGUGCUCUAUGGGAACAAGAUUACAGAGAUUCCCAAGGGACUGUUUGAUGGGCUGGUGUCUCUGCAGCUGCUCCUCCUCAAUGCCAACAAGAUCAACUGCCUGCGGGUGAACACCUUCCAGGACCUGCAGAACCUCAACCUGCUCUCUCUGUACGACAACAAGUUGCAGACUGUCAGCAAGGGGCUCUUCGCUCCUCUACAAUCCAUCCAGACGCUCCACUUAGCUCAAAACCCAUUUGUUUGCGACUGCCACUUGAAGUGGCUGGCUGACUACCUUCAGGACAACCCCAUUGAGACAAGCGGCGCCCGCUGCAGCAGCCCACGCCGGCUGGCCAACAAGCGCAUCAGCCAGAUCAAAAGCAAGAAGUUCCGCUGCUCAGGCUCCGAGGAUUAUCGCAACCGAUUCGGCAGUGAGUGUUUCAUGGACCUCGUGUGCCCUGAGAAGUGUCGCUGCGAGGGCACCAUUGUGGACUGCUCCAACCAGAAGCUGGCCCGCAUCCCGAACCACCUCCCUGAAUAUACCACUGACCUGCGGCUGAAUGACAAUGAAAUCUCUGUCCUGGAAGCCACUGGGAUCUUCAAGAAGUUGCCCAACCUGCGAAAAAUAAACCUGAGCAACAAUAGGAUCAAGGAGGUGCGAGAGGGUGCCUUCGAUGGAGCAGCAGGCGUACAGGAGCUGAUGCUGACGGGGAACCAGCUGGAGACCAUGCAUGGGCGCAUGUUCCGUGGCCUCAGUGGCCUCAAGACACUGAUGUUGAGGAGCAACCUGAUCAGCUGUGUGAGCAAUGACACCUUCACUGGUCUAAGCUCUGUGAGACUGCUGUCGCUCUAUGACAAUCGGAUCACCACCAUCACCCCUGGAGCCUUCACCACACUUGUCUCCCUGUCCACUAUAAAUCUCCUGUCUAACCCUUUUAACUGCAACUGCCACUUGGCCUGGCUCGGCCGGUGGCUGAGGAAGCGCCGCAUCGUCAGUGGGAACCCCAGAUGCCAGAAGCCCUUUUUCCUCAAGGAGAUUCCCAUCCAAGACGUGGCCAUCCAGGACUUCACCUGCGACGGCAAUGACGAAAGCAGCUGCCAGCUGAGUCCACGCUGCCCCGAGCAGUGCACCUGUGUAGAGACGGUGGUGCGAUGCAGUAACAGGGGGCUCCGUGCCCUCCCCAAAGGCAUGCCGAAGGACGUGACUGAACUGUACCUAGAAGGAAACCAUUUAACAGCGGUGCCCAAAGAGUUGUCUGCCCUCCGACAGCUGACGCUUAUUGACCUGAGCAACAACAGCAUCAGCAUGCUGACCAAUUAUACCUUCAGCAACAUGUCCCACCUCUCCACACUGAUCCUGAGCUACAACCGCCUGAGGUGCAUCCCGGUCCAUGCCUUCAACGGUCUCAGGUCACUCCGAGUGCUAACUCUCCAUGGCAAUGACAUUUCCAGUGUUCCUGAAGGCUCCUUCAAUGAUCUGACGUCCCUCUCCCACCUGGCCCUGGGAACCAACCCUCUCCACUGUGACUGCAGUCUGCGUUGGUUAUCAGAGUGGGUAAAGGCUGGGUACAAGGAGCCUGGCAUUGCCAGAUGCAGUAGCCCCGAGUCCAUGGCAGACAGACUCCUGCUCACCACUCCCACCCACCGGUUCCAGUGCAAAGGGCCAGUGGACAUUAACAUCGUGGCCAAAUGUAAUGCCUGCCUCUCUAGUCCGUGCAAGAACAAUGGCACAUGCAGUCAGGAUCCUGUGGAGCAGUACCGCUGCACCUGCCCCUACAGCUACAAGGGCAAGGACUGCACCGUGCCCAUCAACACCUGCACCCAGAACCCCUGUCAGCAUGGAGGUACCUGUCACCUGAGUGAGAACCACAAAGACGGGUUCAGCUGUUCCUGCCCGCUGGGUUUUGAGGGACAACGGUGCGAGAUCAACCCAGAUGACUGUGAGGACAAUGACUGUGAAAACAAUGCCACCUGUGUGGAUGGGAUCAACAACUACGCAUGCGUGUGCCCGCCAAACUACACGGGGGAGCUGUGUGACGAGGUGAUAGACUACUGUGUGCCAGAGAUGAACCUCUGCCAACAUGAGGCCAAGUGCAUCUCCCUGGACAAAGGGUUCAGGUGUGAGUGUCUUCCCGGUUACAGCGGGAAGCUGUGCGAAACAGACAAUGACGACUGUGCUGCUCACAAGUGCCGCCACGGAGCCCAGUGCGUGGACGCAGUCAAUGGCUACACGUGCAUCUGCCCCCAGGGCUUCAGUGGGCUCUUCUGUGAGCAUCCUCCACCCAUGGUUCUGCUACAGACCAGCCCCUGCGACCAGUAUGAGUGCCAGAACGGGGCACAGUGCAUUGUGGUGCAACAGGAGCCCACUUGCCGCUGUCCCCCAGGCUUUGCUGGGCCCAGGUGUGAGAAGCUCAUCACCGUGAACUUCAUAGGCAAGGACUCCUAUGUGGAACUGGCUUCCGCCAAGGUCCGGCCCCAGGCCAACAUCUCCCUGCAGGUGGCCACUGACAAAGACAAUGGCAUCCUUCUUUACAAGGGAGACAACGACCCCUUGGCACUGGAGCUGUACCAGGGCCACGUGAGGCUGGUGUAUGACAGCCUGAGCUCCCCUCCGACCACCGUGUACAGCGUGGAGACGGUGAACGAUGGUCAGUUUCACAGCGUGGAGCUGGUGAUGCUAAACCAGACCUUGAACCUGGUGGUGGACAAAGGAGCCCCCAAGAGCCUGGGGAAGCUCCAGAAGCAGCCAGCCGUGGGCAUCAACAGUCCCCUCUAUCUUGGAGGCAUCCCCACCUCCACGGGCCUCUCGGCCUUACGCCAGGGUGCAGACAGGCCGCUGGGCGGCUUCCACGGCUGUAUCCACGAAGUUCGUAUCAACAACGAAUUGCAGGACUUCAAGGCUCUCCCACCUCAGUCCCUGGGGGUCUCUCCCGGCUGCAAGUCCUGCACUGUUUGUCGGCAUGGCCUCUGUCGCUCUGUGGAGAAGGACAGCGUAGUGUGUGAGUGCCACCCAGGAUGGACUGGUCCUCUGUGUGAUCAGGAAGCUCGUGACCCCUGCCUUGGCCACAGCUGCGGCCAUGGGAAGUGUGUAGCGACUGGCAGCACAUACACGUGCAAGUGUGCAGAGGGCUACGGGGGAGCCCUGUGUGACCACAAGAACGACUCUGCCAAUGCCUGCUCAGCCUUCAAGUGCCACCAUGGACAAUGCCACAUCUCAGAUCACGGGGAGCCCUACUGCCUAUGCCAGCCUGGCUUCAGCGGCAAUCACUGUGAGCAAGAGAAUCCAUGUUUGGGGGAGAUAGUCCGUGAAGCCAUCCGCCGCCAGAAAGAUUAUGCCUCCUGUGCCACAGCCUCCAAGGUGCCCAUCAUGGUAUGCCGUGGGGGCUGCGGCAGCCAGUGCUGCCAGCCCAUCCGCAGCAAGCGGCGGAAAUACGUCUUCCAGUGCACGGAUGGCUCCUCGUUCGUGGAAGAGGUGGAGAGACACUUGGAAUGUGGCUGCCGUGCGUGUUCAUGAGCCCCUCUGCCACCUACCCACCCACUGCCUCUCAGGCUCCAGCUCACUGGGCUGGGGACAGCCACACGGAACCUCUUUGAGAUUCAGAAUGAAGGAGAGAAAGCUGGAGAGGAAGAGGCAAAAGAGAGAAUAUUAAGUAUAUUGUAAAAUAAACAAAAAAUAGAACUUAUUUUUAUUAUGGAAAGUGACUAUUUUCAUCUUUUAUUAUAUAAAUAUAUCACAUGGUCUGAGUAUAUGUACUAUAUAGUGUGUUAUUUUUACCGAGUUUUGUUUUGUGUUGUGUAUUUGUUGUGUUUUUAUAAACAGCUGUUUAAAAUUUUAAGACAAAAUAAGACUAAUAAAAAUGUUUUAAACAAAAGGAUAAGAAUAGAGAAACGAUAGCCUGUCUGAGGCAGGAAGAGGGAAUUUUAUGUGUAUGUAGCUCUCUCAAGUCAGCAAAACCAAGAGCUAUUUCCUGAGCUGGGGGGAAUGGGGGGAGGAAGAGAGAAGGGAAGGUGGUUUUUGUUUCUCUGUGGUCUUCACUCCUCUUUUUCCUUCUUCCUUGCAAGGCUUCUCACAGUUCUGGCUUUCUAGGCCCAAUGUGCAAACUUGCUUCCCAAAAGCAGCUGGGCCUGAAAGCCUUGUUGCGGUUCAGAAGACUUGCUGCCCCUUGCCUAUCUGUCCCCUGAUAGAGAGCCCUGGCCUUGUUGGCCACUCCUGGUCUCUUGAGGGAGUUGACUCUGACUUUGCUGAGCAGCUGAGUCUGCUCUGCCAGAUAUGCAAGCAGCUGUUCUUUUCCAGCCACUCCCCAGGAAACAUGUCCUCUGAGGCAGGGAAAGAGGGAACCAUGAAGUCUCCCCAGACCCCAGGCACUGGCCCUGCCUUAAGUCUUCCUUCCAGCCAGUUUUAUUGGAGUACAAUACCAGAGAGCGGGCACUAAGACUGUCCAAGAACAAGACAGGGAGUGACAUCUGGCAUCUGGCCCCCUAAGCUACCUUCUCAUUGCCUAGGAACACCACCAUCCAGCACAUGUCUGAACCCCACUUAAUCCAACCCCUGUCUCUCUGGUGCAGUGAACCCUAUUUCUUAACUAAAGACACACGGGCCCCUCUCAGACUCCGUCACUUGCUUCGUGUCACCGUUUGAUAAGUAGAGGAGCCUGGCCUGGAGCAUAGACUCGGAACUCUAGAUUCCCCUCCAGGAUGAGAAUGCAGGUGUUUUUCCAGGCUGCCUCUUCUCUUUGGUUUGUUCAGUUUUCCCUUCUGCUUCUUCUGUAUCUAGGGAAUUUCUAGAGACAUGGACUGGGGCAUUCAGGAAAUAGCAAGCACUAUUGUGUAGCUUUAGACUGUUCCUGGAGGCCUUCUCUGAUCUCCCACGCCUUUCCCCCACCCUCCCCCCCACAGUACACGUGGCCAGCGUCUCAGCUGCUCACACCAACGCCCUGGCUCUGCUCACCUAUCCCCCUUUCUCAAGAACCUCCACUAUUGGAGUCUAAAGGAGAGUGUGGGACCUUCCUGCUCCGAGGGUCCCCUAAGGAGCUCAGCUACUCUGUGAGGACCAAUGGAGGGCCAGAAACUCAAAGAGUAAAGAAGGGAGAGAGAAAAGAGAGGAAGGUAGAGGGACAAGUGGAAGGCAGGGAAGGAUGGAGGCAUGUGAUAGAGAAAUCACUUUUGAACAAGCAUGUGAGUGUGCAUUGUGUCCCAGGGAUUGUACCUUAUGGUGGGUUUGUUAAAAAUGUUCAUAGUUAGACUUAGGUAGUGUUCACUGCAAUAUUCUCAGAUGUCACUGCAGUUGCAACCCAUAUAUUUAUUUAUUUAUAUGCAUAUAUCCAUUUAGUUCUCAAAACAACUCUGUGCAAAACUAUUACUAACCUACUUUACAGCUGAGUAAUCUGAGAUGGAGUAACUAAGGAUCUUACCUAAAAGUAGAUUGCUGAUAAGUUAUAGGAGCAAAGGUUUGAGCCCAGAAUCCAGAAGUUAAUCACUUAACCACUAUACCACACUACUUCUUGUAGGAAAGAAACACACUGUGCCUUUAAGGAUCCAACGGUCUGGGACACACACACAUCUUAAUGACAGUAUAGUGAGGGCAAUCCAGAGGAGGGCAUUUCCAAUCCUGAGUGUAUCAGUCAGGUAAAGAGUUGAUCAGUACAGGAAAAAAUAGUAAACAGUACUAAAAAGUAGUAAAAUGGGGACAGUCUUGGAAUGUUUGGUGAGCAGCCAGAGGCCCAUGGUGGUAGCAAUGUGGAAUGACCCCUGUAGGGCCGCAAGAGAUGGGGAAUGUGAAGUCAGGGUCCCACAAAAAAAAAAAGCCACAUGGCUAGGCCACAGAGAGCCAGAGACUUGGUGUGAUCAGGGCAAGAUGGUCUGACUGUGACAUAGAAUGAGGAGACAGACGUGUCUAGAUGAGAAAGCAGGCUUUAUUACUCCAAAUGGCCUCAGGGCUUCUAGUAGUCCACUUUGUGGCUGGCACACGCCAAUCUCAAGGAGAAUCUCAAAGUCUCUGCAAUAGCUCAGGAAUUCAGUUCUAGAGGUGUGCUAGGAUGUGCCCAAUGUUCCCUCCUGUCCCUCCAGGCCACCCAUCCCCAACAAAUGGGCCUGACCUUUAUUCCAUCACCAACCCCCCUAACUCGGGGAGGAGACACUGGGCUGUAAGCUUUCUCUCGGUGGCCACAAGGACCCCGCUGCUUCCUUCUUGCAUUCACUGUGUUCCUUUCUGAACCCAGCUGCAGUCUGCCAGGUCAGAAAGACCAGGUUCUGUUUCCAAGUAUGCCUUCAGAGCCUUCUCAGCUUUGAAAGACCUGACCUUACAAGAUGCCAACACAAAGACCAUCAAGAAAACCAUCCCCAGAAGGAAGUUCCUCUAAAACUGAAAUUUAGAAACUUUUUUCUUGAGAGUAGCCAGGUGCUAGGACCAGAAAAAUUCCAUGUACGGGAAGAGGUCAGGCAAUUUGCACUCUGAAAAGUAUGGUUUAAUGUUUGUAUGGGGGUAUACACUUGUAGAAGAGUCCACCUGCUCUGUUACCCCCUGAGCAGGGUCAGGAGAUAGAAGACCCCUUUUGGGUUCACUAGAUAGGGGGGACCUCCAGAUGGUUGAUGAAAUGCUACUUCUAAAAGCUCUGUGAAGUAUACAGCGAAGCCCUGAAAUAAGAUGUUGUCAAUACUGUUGUCAUUGAUGUUACUGACAUGCCAAACAGCCAUUUUUAAAAGAAAACUGUCUCUUCCAUCUCAUUGCAAGGAGUUGGAUGCUUCAGAAAAUGAAAUGGGGGUCAGCAAAAUAGAGGGGAGACACUCCCAGGGGAUCCUCAGGUACCCAGGAAUGACUAGACUGGGAUUGAGCCAGCCUUGCAUUCCCCAGACGUACUUCAAGCAGGAACCCUCAGCAGCAGAUGAGAUGCCCUUCAAAGAGUCACAGGAUCCCAGGUAGCAGGAUUGGGGGGACCCUUGGGGUCACUGUGCAUCAGCAAACAACGAUUGGAGAUGUGAAAUGGUAACUCCCACAAAUCAAAGUUAUGUGCUGAUUCAUACCUGAACACAGCGAGGGCUCCAAGAGGUCCCUGCAGUCAGUGACUCUCACUAUACCACAGUGGGCAUCCAGACAGAGCAAAGCCUGAGACUGAACAUAAUAGAAGUAUGUCCUCCACCUUCCCACAGCCACCUCCCCAGGUACUCAUAGAUGGCCCAGAAACUGGGAUGAGUGUCAUCUUUAGAGUCCCUCACCCAUAUUGUCAACUGGGAAUGUAAACAGCACCAUAGAAAACACUGGGACAAAACUAAUCAGACAAGGCAGAGUUAGCAUUUGGCAAAGCUUCUUUCUCUAAGUCAAUGGAUUUCUAAUAAGAAAAAUGUUUUGUUGGUUUUUUUUUAUUUAACAGUGUUACAAUGCCACUUCCUCAGUAUGAAACAAAUAAUGUGCAUUUCUUGCUUCAACAUUCUGCCAUCUUCUAACGUCAUUUAAAUAAACAGAUGUGUCACAGGGGAGUCCAUGGUGCUCCUGUGAAUGCAUAACUCAGCCUUA
Mesocricetus auratus (golden hamster) is the source of this 8661-nucleotide messenger RNA. RefSeq names its product slit guidance ligand 3 (gene Slit3). Gene Ontology annotation, biological process: negative chemotaxis; axon guidance. The transcript has 36 exons. Lineage: Eukaryota; Metazoa; Chordata; Mammalia; Rodentia; Cricetidae. Gene Ontology annotation, molecular function: calcium ion binding; Roundabout binding; heparin binding. The record is from RefSeq and is a predicted model, not a curated record. The coding region runs from base 94 to 4665 and encodes 1523 amino acids.